GCAUGGUGGGAGUGGGUUUGCGAAUCUGGCUGUCCCAAGUAUCCCAGAAUGCCACGCUGCGCUGUCCCGUCUUCUCUUGCCUGAACAGCGCUACAGUACGAUUUGGCUCGCCGUAGUCAGCAUCCAGCCGCUGGAGCAGCAGCUUGCCAUACACUCUGGAUACCUGAAAAAUCCACUAUGACUACAGAUUCAGGUUCGGACUCUGAGUCUAAGCAAGACAAGGAACAGGAGGAGCAGAAGGGGUCUAGCCAACAACAGACUACUCCCCAGCAGCAGGCUCCAGCUGAAGAGGUACAACAGUUUGAUGCUGAGCAGUUUCCAGCUGCAGCUGCUCAUAGCACUCCAGCCAGAAAAGAGCAGAACGGUGACAGAGACGGAGAGGCAUUGCCUGUGAGUAAGCCAGAAUACCAGCAGUUUGAAGACGACAAGGCAUCUCAGAAGUCCUCUUCAAGCAAACUCUCCAAAUCCCCUUUAAAAUCUGUAAAAAGGCCCAAGAAUAUGCAGUGCAAAGUUACUCUUCUGGAUGGCGCGGACUAUACCUGUGUCGUAGAGAAACGUGCAAAAGGACAAGCAUUGUUUGACAAAGUAUGUGAUCACCUCAAUCUCCUUGAAAAGGACUACUUCGGAAUAACAUUCCGAGAUACAGAAAACCAAAAGAAUUGGUUGGACCCUGCAAAGGAAAUCAAAAAGCAAAUACGAAGUGGUGCAUGGCAGUUUGCAUUUAAUGUAAAGUUUUACCCUCCAGAUCCAUCCCAGCUUAUAGAAGAUAUCACAAGGUAUUACCUCUGCCUGCAGCUAAGAGAUGAUGUUGUGUCGGGGCGUCUCCCAUGCUCUUUCGCUACACAUGCCUUGUUAGGUUCUUACACUGUACAGUCUGAAUUGGGUGACUAUGACACAGAAGAGUACGGUACAGAUUAUGUGAGUGAGUUCCGGUUUGCUCCUAAUCCCACUAAAGAACUAGAGGAAAAAGUUAUGGAGCUGCAUAAAAAUUACAAAGGAAUGACACCGGCUGAAGCAGAAAUGCUUUUCUUGGAAAAUGCCAAAAAGCUGUCUAUGUAUGGAGUUGAUUUACAUCAUGCCAGGGAUUCUGAAGGAGUUGAAAUCAUGUUAGGUGUUUGUGCCAGUGGGCUACUGAUAUACCGUGAUAGAUUAAGAAUUAAUAGAUUUGCUUGGCCCAAAGUACUCAAAAUUUCAUACAAAAGAAAUAACUUUUACAUUAAAAUCCGACCUGGGGAGUUUGAACAAUUUGAAAGCACCAUUGGUUUUAAAUUGCCAAAUCAUCGUGCUGCUAAACGGCUGUGGAAAGUUUGUGUGGAACAUCAUACAUUUUUCAGAUUGGUUUCCCCAGAAGCUCCACCAAAGAAAUUUCUUACAUUAGGUUCCAAGUUCCGCUACAGUGGGAGAACUCAAGCUCAGACCCGAAGAGCCAGUUCUCAAAUAGUUCGGCCAGCACCCUAUUUUGAACGUUCCUCUAGCAAGCGUUAUACAAUGUCUCGAAGUCUGGAUGGUGCCUCAGUGAGUGAAAACCACGAAAUAUUCAUGAAGGAUUCCAUGUCCGCUUCAGAGAUGGGCACAGCCCAAUAUGGAACAAUGAAAGGCAUCACGUCUGGGGACCUUAUCACCACUGUAACACCUGAAAAGAAAGCAGAAGAGGAAAAGGCAGAAGAAGAGGAAGUUAAAAUAAAAGAAGAGGAUAUCCCUGAGCCAGCACCAGUUUCCCCAGUCAGAAAUGAGGCAAAGUUACAUAUGUUGCUUGCAACUGAUCCAGAUCCUCCUAAAUGUGUCACUUCUCCUAUCUCAUCUACAAAGAUCUGUAGGAGACGCAAAGAGAAUUUUUGCAAAACUAACGUCCCAAUGAAAAGCAGCAGUUCCUGUAGUUUAAAACAAUUGGAAUUGGAGGCAAAACAAGCUCUUCACAAGGAAGACCAGCCUGUAUUAGUUGCGGGCUAUAAAAAACUGAAAAAAGAACAAAAAGGGGGCACUUUGUUUUCCUUCUCUUUGCAUCUUCCAGAUCUUUCCACUUUCUUAGAUGAUGAUGGUUAUCUAUCAUUCCCUGAUCUCACAGACAUUAAUUUCUUACCUAAAAGCUUUCAACACUACCUCCCUAUUCAGUCACCAUCACUCCUGCCCUGUUUUCUGUUCAUUUUUUUCUUUUUGCUGUCAGCUUCUUUCUCAGUGCCCUAUGCUCUCACCCUCUCUUUUCCCUUGGCUUUGUGUCUCUGCUACCUGGAGCCCAAGGCGGCCUCCUUAAGUGCCACACUUGACAAUGACCUGAGUGACAGUUCAGAGGAAGAGACUGACAGUGAACAGACAGACACUGCAGCAGAUGGUGAAACAACUGCCACUGAGUCAGACCAAGAAGAAGAAUCUGAAAUCAAGCAACAGAAUAGUUUUAUAAAACGAAUAAAAGGGGAAAAUGUGUUUAUCAAACAUAGUAAUCUGAUGUUAGAGGCUACAGAUGACGCCCAAGAGGAGCUAAUCAAGCACCAGACUAAUAUUAGUGAGUUGAAACGUACAUUUUUAGAAACAACCAUGGAAGCUUCUGGACCCACAGAGUGGGAGAAAAGGCUGUCUACUUCUCCUAUCCGGACUAUCCCUAGACUGGAGGAUGCACCAAUGAUAGAGCCCCUUGUGCCUGAAGAUACCAAAGAAACGACUGAAAAAGGUGAACCAGGAGUGACUGAAGUGAAAUAUAAAUCAAUAGAUAUAAAAUCUGAGGAUUCUGACGGCUGGGUAAUAAUAGACAAAAUGCCUGCUAAAGUAACAGCUGGUGAAGUAAAAGAUGUUGCUACCUAUAAAGUAGUAGCAGUGACUGAUACGGUAUAUGGAAAUGCACAAAGCCGAAGCAGUGAAUUAAAAACUUUAGAAGACUUCAGAAAUGAAAUGAAGCUCAGGGAAGAAGAGUUUAAAUCAAAAAGCUAUACCUUGGGAAAGUCCUAUGAUACAAUGUCAGGAAAAGUAGUAACGAUGACGACCCGUACUCGAGAUGGAGACAAAUCUGUUACCUACACUACGCAAGAUCUACAGAGGAAGAUGCACCCCCCCUCAGCAUCCAUUAAAGUUAUUCCAGUUUCAACAGAGUAUGAAAUAUUAGAGCCAGAGGCUGAAAAAAAAGAAGAGAAAAGUAUUUCACUCACCUUUAAGAAAACUGAGUCUCCUUUUACUUCGACCAUUAUUCAGAAGAAAAUUGAAGUAACAGAUUUUCCUAGUGAACAUCGUGAGACAGACAGAUACGCAUUUAUAAAGGAUACUGGACAUCUAAAAGAAAAGCCCAUGAAAACAGAUGAUGUAAUGCAUAGUGACAAGGCUUUGACUGAGUUACAAUUUUCUCAGGAUCCAACUUUUACUAUAGCGACUGCUCACUUUGUAGCUGAAUCUUCACCUACUUCCAGAGUGGCGAUUAAACAAUCCAGUGGCAAAAGUGAUGGUAAAGUCUUCACAUUAGUAGACUCCUCAAGUGGUCAAAUUGGAAAAAUGGAAUGGUCAUCUUCAGCUUUGCAUAGUUUGGCUCAGACUUCAGAAGUGAAGAUGGAUAGUGUUUUCCAAACAUUGAAAGAAGAGGUUCAUCAGGAAGAACACACCGUGAUUAAGCCACCUGUUGUGAAAACCGAAACUGUAAGUUUCAGCAGUGCAGCACAAAUGGAAAGAGAAGAGAUCUCAACAAAGGAAGUACCAGUUAUUCAUACAGAAACUAAAACAAUCACUUAUGAAUCUUCACAGGGAGAUGAUGCCAGUACAGAUCCUGGGAUUCUGAUGAGUGCCCAAACUAUCACAUCUGAAACUACAAGUACCACAACAACAACGCAUAUCACUAAGACAGUAAAGGGAGGAAUUUCAGAAACCAGGAUUGAAAAGAGAAUUGUUAUAACUGGAGAUGCUGAUAUUGAUCAUGACCAGGCCUUGGCUCAGGCAAUAAAAGAAGCCAAAGAGCAGCACCCUGACAUGUCAGUGACCAAAGUAGUGGUACAUAAAGAGACUGAAAUCACACCAGAAGAUGGAGAAGAGUGACUUCAGGAAUAAACCGCAAAUCAUUAUUUAAACUAAGGAUGUCCAAGUGGAGUUAAAUGUGACUUCACGUGCCAACAUCUCCCUAGGGUUAUCUUCCCUGCAUUGGAACAUCUGACAAAAGAAAAUUGCCUAUUAACCAUCACUAUACAGUAUGGACACUCGCUUUCAUAAUUUAGUUCAAUCAAAUAAACAUUCUUAAAUGCAUAUUGCAUGAACCUUGAGCAAUGCUGCAUUUUUAAAAUUUCUUAGAAACUAAUGGAACUAUCCAGGUGCUUUAAUAUACCUGCACGCUAAUUAUAAGGCAGCAGAGUCAAAACCAAUACUUGGGAAAAGAAACAUUACCUAUACCAGUCUUAUGGCCUAACACAAAGAACAAUUUAAAUUGCUAUUUUUAAUUUCUACAUUCUGUAAAAUGCCCAGAUCCCAUUCUGUAGGCUGUAUAUGUUAUAUGCAUAUUGUUAAUAAUGGUUUAGAUGUGCCAACAAUAAUCCUGGCCCCCACCUCUGUUUAUUCAGUCACCUUGAACCUUGUAAGUGGAUCAUAUCUGAUUUUACUGAUAAUGCCUGCAAAAUAAAAAGGUACACUUUUAAAGGACUUACUAUAGUACAUACAGUACUUGUGCAUAUUAGGCAAACUGAUACUAUUAGUAGGUAAUAAUUUAGCCAUUUUUAUUGUAUCAUUUAUGUUUUUUCCAUUGUGUUUCAUGUUAAUUUGAGAAGGCUAAGUAAUGGGAUAUUCCUGUUGUGGCAAAAAAAAAAAAUUAUAUAUAUAUAUAUAUCCGUAAAUAAGAAUAAUGCUGCUUGAACAACAGACUACUUAAUUCACAUUGUGAGAUUGGUUGCUCUAGAUUGAUUGUAUAUUGAUUCAGUCCGUCUCAUUGUACACCUGUCACAGAAGUUUGCUAUGGGGUCCUAAAAGUUCAUUUGACAUUCACUUGUUAGUGGAGAGCAAAGCCUUAAACUACGCCAAGAGAGCGGUCACUCCGAGCUGGUACUGAGUGCGCAUUCAAUGGCUGGGCUUCACUGGAAUCUCAGUGAAGGGAGUAUUUCACCAUUCUGUCAUCUUAUGCAGUACCAUACAUGUUGAAUGUAUGUUUAUGCAUUUGUGAAAUAAAAGUGUUUAAAAUACCUUACAUUAAA
Messenger RNA from Erpetoichthys calabaricus (reedfish), 5147 nucleotides. RefSeq names its product erythrocyte membrane protein band 4.1-like 3a (gene epb41l3a). NCBI's taxonomy places the organism in Eukaryota, Metazoa, Chordata, Cladistia, Polypteriformes, Polypteridae. The record is from RefSeq and is a predicted model, not a curated record. The transcript is spliced from 26 exons. Gene Ontology annotation, molecular function: structural molecule activity; actin binding. Gene Ontology annotation, biological process: cortical actin cytoskeleton organization. The coding region runs from base 178 to 4008 and encodes 1276 amino acids. Gene Ontology annotation, cellular component: cytoskeleton; plasma membrane.